AUGUUGCUGAAAUAUACUUCUAUUUUAUUAUUAGGCGUGCUUGUGAGUGUUACCAGCCGAGGUUUAAAACCGAAUAAAUUGGGAAGGCAGUUAUUCCUCAGCAGAAGGGUUGUUACCGAAUCUGGUGAAUUCGAUGGUGGUGUGUUGGUAGACAAAAAUGGGGUUAUAGAAAGCAUUUUAACCCGAGAGUCCGUUGAUGCACUGCUUCUAAGUGGUGAUUCGUCGUUAAAGGUUUUUGAUGGAGGUAGAUUAGCUUUAAUGGCGGGAGCUGUUGAUUCCCAUGUCCACGUCAACGAACCAGGACGUACGUCAUGGGAGGGAUUCGUUACAGCAACACAAGCGGCUGCCGUAGGUGGCUUUACCACAAUUGUCGAUAUGCCAUUGAAUUCGAUUCCGCCCACAACGUCACUCGAAAACUUAAAAGUCAAGGCGAAAGCUGCUAAGGAAGAAGUAUUCGUAGAUGUUGGCUUUUGGGGUGGUGCUAUUCCCGACAAUGAGGCUGAAUACCCACUAAUGAUAAAAGCUGGCGUAGUAGGUUUUAAGGGAUUCCUGGUAGAUAGUGGAGUACCUGAAUUUCCUAACCUCCAGAUCGACGACCUAGACAAAGUAUUCGCCGCGUUCAAUGGAACCAAUACUGUGUUAGCGUUUCAUUCAGAACUAAACGACUCUAAUUAUAGAAAUGAUUGUGAUGGCAGCUCCUUUUGUACGGACCCAUAUCUCUAUGAUACCUAUCUUGCAACACGACCUGCACAAAUGGAGCUCGACGCCUUUUCGUUACUUGCCAACUAUAUAGAAAAAUACGAUGUUCACGUCCACAUAGUUCACGUAUCAGCUGAAGGUGUUGUGCCGAUUCUUGAGAGAGCCAGAGAAAAAAGAAUAUCAGCUGGUAACAAGCGUUGGCGGGGCGGCGUCACAGCAGAAACCUGCCACCAUUAUCUCACCCUUACCGCAGAGCAGAUUGCACCUGGACAUACGGAGUUUAAAUGUUCGCCACCAAUCCGGAAUCAAAGUAAUAAGGACAAACUGUGGCAGUAUAUAAAAGAACAUAGAUUGGACCUGAUCGCAUCUGACCAUUCGCCAUCAGUGCCGGAAUUAAAAGGCGCAGACUUUUUAACUGCUUGGGGUGGUGUGUCAUCAGUACAAUUUGGUGUCUCCCUCUUUUGGACAGAAGCCAAAGCCCGAGGCUAUACACUUAGCACCGUGAGCCGGUUUCUAUCAUCAGGCCCGGCUAUGUUAACAGGUCUGCAAAAUAAGGGCACGCUAAAGCCGGGCUAUGACGCUGACAUGAUAUAUUUCGAUCCAGAAGCUUCUUUUGUCUUGACACCUGACAUAAUUAUGUAUAAAAAUAAGAUUAGCCCCUACAUGUAUAGAGUACUGCAAGGAAAAGUUGUACACACCUUCUUGAGAGGACAGCUGAUAGCUUCUGAAGGUGAAUUGUUUAAUGGACCACAGGGGGAGUUGCUAAUUAACGAAGAACUAUUUUAG
Messenger RNA from Leptosia nina, 1485 nucleotides. The record is from the annotation of a GenBank genome assembly. NCBI's taxonomy places the organism in Eukaryota, Metazoa, Arthropoda, Insecta, Lepidoptera, Pieridae.